UGUAGGGUUUGUGACGUGCUUCCGUGUAUCCAGGCGCAUGCGCAGGAUUCUCCCGGAAGCACUAGUUUUAGUGCCUCGAGCUGGUGAGCCUUUCCAGCGUGAGCGUUCCUCGGCUUUCUAGCCAUUUUCCGAAGCACUUCUAGCCGUUCUCCAGAGCGCUUCUGGCCAUUCUCUGGAGUACAAAAGCAUUAUCCUUCGCCAGGCUUCUGAACUUCACAGCCACCGGCCACCUGCCUGCUUCCGAAGACCACUGCAAUCGACUCAGCCAUGGCCUCAGAGAAAGGCUUCUAUAUCGUUCCUGAGGAGGUUCCUGCCGAUCUCCUGGAGCUGCAGCCACUACAGCCAUUCAGUGUAGACGGAGCUGCCUUGGAGGUGGGAGCGUUCCAAACCGUGGAGUUACAUGAAGAUGGUGGUGUUGGUGUCAGCUGGGCACAGGAUGGCCACCUCAGCUCUGAUCUCUAUGAGCUGCAGCCGUUUGCCAGCAGUCUAAAUAACAGAGACCACGACGAAGACAAGAUCAUUGUGGAGAUGCGAGAGGAGGUGGUGGACUACGAGGACACAGAUGCCCUCCUAGCCAAGACGGUCUUCAACCAAGAUGGCUGCCUCCAGUCCACGAUGACCUCUUUGCCAGGCUGCACAGUGGCAGAGAGUGACCUAGGGCAGAACAGCCUCAGUGGCGGGAAUCUCUGUGAUGUGAGCAGCAUUCUCGAGGCCAGCGCCGAAGGAGUCUGGUGCCCUGAGCCUGUUGACAAUCAGUGGAAGCAGAAGCAGGUACAAAUGGAAGACCCCUGGGGAGAUUUGCCCUUUGCAAUGUGGGCAACCAACGAUGAAAAUGAAGAGCCUGAGGCCAAUAAAGAGUCCACGAAUUCACCACUUGAUUAUUCCGAGUACAUGAAGGGGAAGAAGUUUCCUCCUGAAGGAAUACCUGGAAUUGAUCUGUCUGAUCCCAAGCAAUUGGCAGAAUUUACCAGCAUGAAACUGAAAAAACCCAAAGGAGACUUUCCAAGACCAAUACCUUGCUCACAUGAAAGCUGUGGGAAGAUGUUCAAGGAUAGUUCCACUAUGAAAAAGCACCUGCACAUCCACGGUCCUAAAGUACACACGUGCGCAGAAUGUGGCAAAGCAUUUGUCGAAAAUUCAAAACUAAAACGUCACCAGCUGGUUCAUACUGGAGAGAAGCCCUACCAGUGUACCUUUGAAGGCUGCGGAAGACGUUUUUCCCUGGAUUUCAAUUUGCGCACACAUGUGCGAAUCCAUACCGGAGACAAGCCCUUCGUGUGCCCAUUUGAAGGCUGUAGUAGGAAGUUCGCCCAGUCAACAAAUCUGAGAUCGCACAUUCUAACCCAUGUCAAGAGCAAGAGUGACCGUUGA
This is a messenger RNA of Nannospalax galili (Upper Galilee mountains blind mole rat), 1371 nucleotides long. RefSeq names its product YY2 transcription factor (gene Yy2). The transcript has a single exon. Bases 268 to 1371 code for a protein of 367 amino acids. Gene Ontology annotation, molecular function: DNA-binding transcription factor activity, RNA polymerase II-specific; RNA polymerase II cis-regulatory region sequence-specific DNA binding. The record is from RefSeq and is a predicted model, not a curated record. Lineage: Eukaryota; Metazoa; Chordata; Mammalia; Rodentia; Spalacidae. Gene Ontology annotation, cellular component: transcription regulator complex; PcG protein complex. Gene Ontology annotation, biological process: regulation of transcription by RNA polymerase II.